Molecule: messenger RNA, 2970 nt
Organism: Lodderomyces beijingensis
Lineage: Eukaryota; Fungi; Ascomycota; Pichiomycetes; Serinales; Debaryomycetaceae
Source: the annotation of a GenBank genome assembly
AUGGAUAAACCGUUACCGAGGAUUGUUGAUGGUAUUCAACUACCUAGUCUACCUUUCUAUGAUCCUUCAAGAGCCACCAAAGCAACAGCAGCAGCAAUAACAUUGCCUCCCAUUCCACCUGUUCCAACAUCAUCCUCCUUGGGUUCAGCCUCAGCCUCAGCUUCAACAUCAGCAACAACUCUAACCUCAUUACCGGGUUCCGUUCACCCGGACCAAUUCACUAGAUCCAAUGUACAGACUGUGAUCCAUUUGAUAACUCAAGAAUUGAAAACCAAUGGUACCAAAACACCGCACAUCUUUUUGCCGUUUAGAUCGAAAGUAAGUGACUCCAAGUUGAGUAAGUUCUUGUCGUUGAUUGCUCCACAAGGGAUCAUUCUACAAGACUCCAAUUCAAUUGCCAAAAUAUGCUCAGAAUCGGAUGAAUUCACGCUUAUUUCAUGCUUGAAAUACUUUUGGUCAAGGUUACCAAACAACGAAAUCAUUGGCAUUGAUGUUUACAACGAGUUCAAAAAAAGAGAAAGUGAACGCAAAUUCCCCAAAAAUGCGUUUUUGACUAUAAUGCCCAAAUGUUUGAAAUCUCAAGCUCAUGCGUCCAUUGUACAUGACUUUUUGGAUUUGAUAUUGAGCUUGAUUUCAAAUUCGCAGUUUAACCACCUCAAUGGUAGGAAAAUCAGCAUGAUGGCCAGCUUUUGGGCGUUCAACACGCGUUCAACUACAAGUUCAAAAGAAGCUGAUUUUAUGGAAGGUAUCGAAAAUUGGAAGAGCUACUCAAUGGCACUAUUCCAUUUGGUAUUAUCGUUUUUACGUUCAAUGCUUCCGGAAAAGAAUUCAGAGGCUUUGCAAUUGCCAAAGUCGCUACAAAGUAUACUAGUUGCAACUCAAUAUCCUCCUGUUGAAAAAGAAAACUAUAGACUGAUUACUAUUCCAUGUUUAUCAGUAUCCACAAACAAGCCUUCUUCCAAUGCCUAUGAUUUACUUGGUAAAGUUCGAAAGAAUUUAUCAUUCGACAAGAAUGACAUUUCAAAAGAAAACUACACCAUUUUGAAGAAUGUGUUUUCUAAAAGGACAACAAAUGAUAUCAUCGAUACUUUUACCGAGGAAUCGAAACGAGUAUUGGCACGAAUAACAGCUGAGCAGUCGACAAAUGAAUAUGGCUUGAGACCAGGAUGGGCUAAACCGGGGCGCGGCAAACAAGAGGAUCUCCCGCUUGUUUCAACUGUCAGCAUCAAAAACGUCACCAUUCAAGACUUUUACGUUUGGACAUGGUUGGCUUCACUUGCUAGCGACCAGCCCGAACUGGUCAAGUCUGCAUUUGGAAGGUCAAUUGUAAUGGAGGCGAGUGUCUUGGGUUUCCAGAAAUGGGUCGUGGUGACUGAAAAGAUGAUGGACAAGAGAGUUUAUAACAAGCUCUCUGAACUGCAAUAUAUGCAGACCAAAUUGGCGCUAACCAAGACGUACAAGGAUCUCCCACUCCCGCCACUUCCCAAUGAAAAAAAUCAACUGGAGGAGGAAGAACAACAACAGCGUCAAGAUGAGGACCCCCUGAAUAUACUGCAGAUCACGUCUAGUCGGUCCGGAGACGUAAUCGCAGUUUACGAAGAAAUGGGCAGUCUGAUUGCUGACGAUUCAAGUUAUAUCUACCCAACUUCGGUGACCACUGAAGAUGUUCGAAAGUUAGAAUCUGACAUGGGAAAAAAAUUGAGUUUGCAGUAUGCAAAAGUUAUUGAGGAUAAUCAAGAUAACGAUCAUGAAAAUCAUUUUGGUGCCCGAGGCGUUCCCACCCGCAAAGCUCCGCCGGCAGGUCAUCAUCAAUCUCGUGGGUCGCAAUAUCUGAGCAAGAGAGGCUCGUCAGGGGAUGAGACUUUUUCACGGACCAAUACCGUGGCCUCGUCCCGUGAAGAAUUGGACUUUUCCGCGUUUGAUGGUAAAAAUGUUGACUCGGGCCCCACUAUUCAGCAGAUGGGUGAUUUUGAUCAAGAUAAACAGCGAAGGAAGGAAGAAAAGAAGGCGAAAAAGCAUGCAGAAGCUGCUCAACUUGCUGCUGCUCAAGCUGCCGGGUUCCCCUACGCUGUGGUACCACUAAAUGAUAAUAAUGAUAAUAAUAUGGUGCCUCCGCCAUCUAUGCAAACUAUACCUUACGGAAACGACACCAGAGUCCCACACUUGGACUCUCCAGAUACAUUAAAACGCAUGUCGAAUCCUGUGGACGUAAACGUUCCAUCAGAUUCAACAAAAAACCUCCCACUUACCUCACCGGUGCCAACAUUCAUGUCUCCCAUGACACAGUAUCAAGACCAGUCGAUGUUUGGCUUUGUCGCGUCCCCCACGGACUCUACGCGGUGGACGGGACAUCAUCGAAACUCUGCCCACCAAUAUUCACUGCGAACCUCGUACGCGUCAAUGGGAAGCCGAGAGUCGUACGUUUACCACAAUCCAAGCGCGUCUCCAGAAAGAAACCGUUUAUCUUUACCAAACUCGUCGCAACAGGGUCAGCACCCAUUGUUGAAUUCGAAUGAGGGGUUAAAUCUGAGGUCAGAGGAUGCAUUUGCAAGUCCUCCACAGAAACGAAGCUCAGCACCGCUGGGUCAAACUAGCCAGCCCAUGUCUAUGCACAGCCAAAUACCUCAUCCUAUGAUGUACCAGUACAACAAUCCAAAUCAAUACAUGCCAACGCAACAGCCGAUGCCUAUGAAUUUUAAUCCUGGUGAAAUGACACACCAGUACUACCCACAAUACUCGCCAACACCACAACAUGGGGCAGCGCAUUUCCACCCUUCGCCAACACCACAACACGGGGCAACGCAUUAUCAGUUCUCAAGAAACCAUCCUCACAACAUGACCCCGACCAAAAACGGUCAUGACGGACCUGCUUUAAAUGUGGCCCCAAUAGGAGUUAAGCAUGAUAAGAACAAGCCUACUAACAAGGCAAAUUUAAGACAAGCAUUAAUCAAUGGAGACUUUGGGAUAUAA